AUGAAGCUCUCAACAAGUUCCGAUGCCUUAAUCAGCACACGCGGUUCGCAAUCUUCCGACAUCUCGGGCACUAUGCCGUUGAAAAGGGUUAGACGCCAUAAUUUCGGGGCGGACGGUUUCCUUGAAGACAAGAUCAGAGUCGUCAUCUACGUCGGCGAAGACUUUCAGCUACGAGCUUCAUGGCGUCGGUUCUAG
Clonostachys rhizophaga is the source of this 195-nucleotide messenger RNA. The record is from the annotation of a GenBank genome assembly. Lineage: Eukaryota; Fungi; Ascomycota; Sordariomycetes; Hypocreales; Bionectriaceae.